CAGCAGCAUCAGCAGCGAAAAAUGGGAAGGGCAGGACUAAUGUUGCUCUUCUAAUAGUUGUGAAUAUUUUGUGUUUACUAGUUAUUAUUAGCAUUUUUCAGACAGUUAAAAGCUAUUAAACUUCUUUCAAAAUGAAUGAUGAACAAGAAUCAUUAGAACCAUGGAUUAGUUUAUCGAGCUGGGAACAGCAAUGCAUUAAUGAGAUCGAAAAGACUCCUGAUACUGAAAUUGAAUUACAAAAUGCUAGAGACAUUGCUGUACAAAAAUUAUGGUUUCUAUUUCAGAACGCUGCCACAUGUAUUACUCAGUUGUACAAAGAUCGUCAGACUGGAGUAUCCCUUUGGGUGCCUUUUCAAACUGCAGCUAGCAGUGUCACAGGUUUAUACAAAGAAUGCAUUGACUCUCAUAAGCCAAUUUAUGACUUGGGUUAUCAAUGUGGAUUAAACAAAAGAAAUCGAGACUUGCUUUCCUGGGCUAAGAAAAAGAAACGUCAUAUUAGGCGUGAGGAAUUGAUUGCAUAUAUAACUGGCCGUAAUCCACCUUCUACCCGCCUUGGAUGCCCAAAACCUCGUCUAGUUCUUGAUGGUAUGCGUAAUUCUUCCCACCUAAAUGCUCACCGUCUUUCAACUCCCGAUUCGGCUAGCUUGUUGGCUGCUCGAACUGAUGAUUUUGAUAUGUUCAGAGAGGCUUUAGCAUUUUCAACAAAUAUAAGGCAGCAUAAUUCAAGUUCCCCUCCAAGUUUAUCAAGGGUCCACAGAGUGCUCCAUUGUAAUUCAACUUCUACCUCUCACAAUGAACUCAGUGCAUUCAUCACUGAAGAAUUUUCCAGACAUUCAAGGAAGCGCUCUCCUUCUACGGAUGUUAUCAUGGACUCUCCAACCCAUAAACGGUCACGUCUAGUAUGACUUGCUUGCCAUUUAUUCUAGUAAUUGGUAAGACUGUAUAUUUUAUCCAAACUGUGAGUCUUAAAUUAUAAGCGCCUCUUAUAUUUGCAAAUGAUGAGUGAAGUAUUUUUUCACAUUUUCUGUCAAUUAAGUGUUCAAAUAUUUGUCAGCAAAGGAUGAAAAUAUCUGUUGCUAUUUUUUUUAUAUUUCUUGCCAUAAGUCAAUAUAUGCAACUAUAUUGGUUUAGUUUUCACAAACUUUAUAUGAUUUGCAUUCAUUAAAUAUUUAUUUAUUUACGCUUUAUCAUCUUGUUUCUUGCUUAUAGUUUGUACAUUUUUUGAAUUUCUAAUUAUCAAAGAGAAAAAUGAAAAAAUAAAUGAGGGAAAUGUAUAGUAAAUUCUCAACUUUAAUUUGAUAUUUUAUCACCAUUCUCUUAUAAAUAUAAACACAAUGUCUUGUCUUGGGCUUAAUUUUUUGUGCCUGGUUCUAAAAUCAGGUAUAUUUCAUUCAAGUUUUAUGUUAUAGUUGUCAAUAAUUCGUUUUAAUGCGUAAUCAGAUAAGCCAUAAUCUAGUGAACUAUGUUUGGAAAAGAAAAGAGGUUUCAAGUGAGUUUCAUCUUACCGCAUCUGACCUUUGAAAAUCAUGCAUACUGAUUAAGUCAACUGCAAAUUGUAAUUAAUUAUCCAAAGUAAUCAAUUGUUUGCCCAUGUGCAAUAUUAAAAUAUUACUCUACUUUAGCAGAGAAUCUCCCUCUCUCUUGCACCAAUUAUUUCUUCUGAUCAUAUAAUACCUCUGAGAGAAAUAACUGCUGUCUUGAGCAUGGAGAGAGGGGAUGGAAUUUCAUGGCAUGUUGUACACAUUAAGUUUAAGUGUUCCUUUCACUUAAUGUGUAAUUGCCAUUAAAAAAAAAAUUCUACUUUUUUCUAAUGUUCUUUUUAAUGCACUUGGUUCCGUUUUGUUCUUUCAGGUUGCGUAAAACAUAGUCUCUCUAAAUAAAAUUUAAAAGUAUUGGUUUUAUUUAAUAUUUCUAUAUUUCAUUCUUUUUACAGUACUAAGAUCUGAUUUUGAAUUUUAGCAUUAAAAUGCAAACAAGAACAAAAAAGUAGAAGUUCAUAAACAAUAUGCAAAAGAAGGAAAAAAAUCAAUUGUUCAUCAGUUAAUUAUUUUUAUUUUUUUUUAACAUCAAUGUUUGAAUCGUACAGGAGCAAGGAGUAAUAAGUUAAUCAAUAUAUAAUGCAAAUCAUAGCUAAUUUGUAAUCAGAAUCACAAUAAUUUCAUUUUUAAUGAAUAAAUCACUAGUUUUCAAUAUUGCAGCUGUUAAUUUUCUCCUUGAAGAUUUGGGAUGUGGAGUAGAGUAAAAUUAUUUUUUGUCUAAUUAUAAAUUGUGCAUUUAUUUUUAUUUGAAAUAUCAUCAACUUUGAACACCUAAAUUUGUCGUAGACUUUGGUUGAAAAUAAUUAAGGAUACCGUGAUUUAUUGUCAAUAGGUUGUAUUCAUCAUACAUGGGUUUGAAGGGUCCUGGUAAAACUGUGAAGUCCAAACCUUUGAACUAAACGAAAGUUAAAACUAAUUUACAAGUAAAUUGAUACAAAUUAAAAUUUUAUUAAAAUAAGUUUGAAUAUAAUAGUGUUUAAUUACCAAUAUUAGAUUCGUUCAAAUUAACAUAUUAUAAAAUGAAUGUGUAAAAAACUUAAGAUUUCACCAAAAAGUUAACUUAAGUCGUUUUUCCAGUGGACCUUUCUUUUGUAUUUGGGAUGUUCAUACCAAAUAGAAAAACUAAAGUUAAAAAUAUUAAAGAAGUUUAGUUUGACUGAAUUUUAAUCAAGGUUAACAAUUCAACUUUUAAUUCAAGAUAAAAAAUAAUUCGAUAAAUUUGCGCGAUUUCUUAUUUUAUGGUAAGAACUUGGUGUACGUUAAAUAUUUUGCUUUCAUUGUUUUAAUACUGCACUCUGUUUACAUUUGGGUUUUGAAACAAAUCGCUGAUGUUACUGGUGACAGAUUUAUAUGUUCAUCUUAAUUGUUUUACAUUACUGUAUCAUUACUUUUGUGUUUUGUAAAAGGAUUACGGAAACACUGUUACACUUUGUUGAGUGUUUUGCUACCAGUUAUUAAAAAGUAAUAAUUUGUUGAUCGUAGAUAUCCAACAAAAUCUUGCUUUUUAAUAACUUCUCAACCUGAUCAUUUAAAGUAUAAUUUUAAUGUUAUGGGAUUUUUUUUCAAUACAUUGCAGAUUAGAAGUAUUCAAUCUAGUCAGCACUGAAUAAUUGUUAAAAUUAAAAGUUUUGGAUCAUAGCCAAGUUUCUUUUUUUUAAAAAAAUUUCAAUUGCUUUAUCUAGUCACAUUCAUUUGCCAAUACUUGUAUCUAAAACUGAAAAUGGUUGUCUCAAAAUUAUCUGCUGUAUUUUUCUUAAGUAUAUAAUCCUAUAUAAAUUAGUUUUUUUAAUUAUGUAUUAUAUACAAUCCGUUUUAAGUAGUACUUAUUUUCAGAUAUGGGUGAUAGAUUUUUUUUUUAAAUAUAAGUUUUAAAAUUGCUUGCCCUCUUGUUCUUUAUUUUCCUGAAAAAUAAAAAUUGAGUAACCUAAGUCUCAUUCUGGACUUAGGUUAAAAUAUAACGUUCUUCUGAUCAAAAACACUGCAAAAAAUAAUUUGCGGGGAGGGGGGUGUAUUGGUUGCUUGUCCCUAUAACACAGCUCAUGUAAAGAUCAUUUUAUGUCAUUGUUUCUCAUAAAAGUGGUUAGCAGCAGUUUAAUGAGAAAAUCUCAAGCUAACCCUCCUUUUUAAAGUUCUGCCACUAUAUAUCUUGCUUAACAUUAAUAAAUUUUUGUACAAGUUAAUUUUGUUUUACAAGGGAGAAGGUGGGGAAUUAAAAUUUCUUGAUUAUUUGGGUUUAGCAUUAUUUACUUCAAUAAAAAAAAAUGGAACUCUUAUAUAGGGUUGCUGUGCAAGCAGAAAUGUAAAAAAAAAAAAAAGGGGAACAGGGCAUUGUCAUGUUUAUUAGGAAAUAUCAUAGAAAAUCAUGAAGAAGUUUUUAAUGUUAUCAGUCGAUAUUCUAUUGCAAAUAAUUUGAGGGUUUUUUCCCCUCUCUCUCUCUUAUUUUUGAAAGGAGAAAAAGCUUUCAAUGCAAUGACUUUUAAAUUAACUACUGUUGAUGAGAAUAAUUCAUUCCACUAAGAAUUUGUCUGUUUUUUACUUGUCAUUCCUUCAAGGAAAAAAAAGGAAACAUAAGAUUAGCACCUAGUAGCUCUAAGCUUAAGCAAAAUUUGGGAAACACUCUAUAUUAAGAUAAGAAUUCAGUAGCAAUGUUAUACUAAAUAAUUUACUGCAACAUCUGUCUC
Messenger RNA from Uloborus diversus, 4219 nucleotides. RefSeq names its product HUWE1-associated protein modifying stress responses-like. Bases 132 to 905 code for a protein of 257 amino acids. The transcript has 4 exons. The record is from RefSeq and is a predicted model, not a curated record. Lineage: Eukaryota; Metazoa; Arthropoda; Arachnida; Araneae; Uloboridae.